CUUUACUUCUCAACGGUCACUUUUAGUGUCUUUUACUGAUGGUAUAAAAAAUGCUUUGGAGUGGAAAAAAGGAUUAUUCAUACUAUCAAGAUCAAGAACCAUUCAAUAUAUCAUAAUCAAAUCCUUUUUUGUCAAUGGUAUUCUUUGGUUUGGAAGUUUAUUACUUUUAGAUUAUUUCUUUAGUGAGCCAAAUCCUCAACAUAUUUUUGGUGAUACUUUCAAAGUUAUUAUUGGUUAUUCAUUCUAUCUUUUUUUCUUAUGGAUCAACGGUAGCCUAUUUGAUCAAAUGGCUAAACAAACUACACAACUACAACGCACUGGAACAAGUAGUUUAUAUGCAUCCAAUUUUUAUACGCGACCUCUUGAUUUAUAUCAACCGACCAUGGCUGCUACGUUGAAACUAUUUGUCUUUUAUGGGAAUUGUACUUUACUUGUUAAUCUAUUACGCCGUAUUCCAUAUAUUGGUGUUAUUCUUGGAUUUAUGAUGAAUAGUAUCGUGAUGGCUUACUAUAGUUUUGAAUAUAAAUGGAUUGAAUUGGGAUGGACUCAGGAACAUCGUUUAUCAUUUGUUGAACAGCAUUGGGCUUAUUUUCUUGGUUUUGGUAUUCCAGCUUCUUUAUUUACGUUCUUCUUGUCCAGUUUACGUUCUGGUGCUAUGUUUGCAUUCACUUUCCCUAUUUUUAUUAUGAUGGCAAGUAUAGCUACAACGACACCUUCAAUGAAUGACAAUCAAUAUCAGUAUAACCACAAAAGAAUACCAAUCCUAUUUGGUCUUAGGGCAUUGAACAAACUGGCAUUAUCUAUAAUUCAAGUGACUCAUAUUAAAUUAUUUGAUCGUUUGAUGGAUCAAAGUAAGAAGGAUAGUUUAGGGAAAUUAGUAUAGAAACUAGAUUUAAAUAUAUAUUUAAAUAAAGAAAAAAAGAGAAACGCUUAUUAUAGAGGUAAAA
Molecule: messenger RNA, 947 nt
Organism: Halteromyces radiatus
Lineage: Eukaryota; Fungi; Mucoromycota; Mucoromycetes; Mucorales; Cunninghamellaceae
Product: etoposide-induced protein 2.4-domain-containing protein
Exons: 5
Coding region: 287-883 (198 amino acids)
Biological process (GO): macroautophagy
Cellular component (GO): endoplasmic reticulum
Source: RefSeq, a predicted model, not a curated record